CUUGCCCCUGAGGGACUUUUUCUUCUGCUUUCUAUAGCUCCUGGAGCUUCCGGCAUAAACCAGCGCCAUCGGAGGAGAGGGCGGGACGGGGGUUUCUAUAUCCGAUAGUUUUAUCUAGAGGGGUGCGGUGGCGCUUGGAGGAGACCUCUUUUUAACCUGAGGCGACUGGCGGAGGGAGACGCUUUGUUGUUUAUGGGGCAGCCUCCGUGCAGGGUAUUGAGAAAGUCCAAGAUGGCGAUGGCUUCCAGGCCGAGGGGACCCGGCAGGCCCUGAGUCCAGCCAGGAAGGAGAGCGAGAGGGAUACUUUGGGUCAGCGAGGCUCCGGGGAGACCCUACAGAGUAGGCGGGGAGCGAGGACGAGGGAAGCGGGGACCAGGGAGAGGAGCGACGGUUGAGCGGCCUAGUCACCCCCGCCCGUCCGGCCUGCGGCUCGAGUGAGGAGGAGGGGUCGGGCAUGGCCCCCUGAGGGGCCCCCCCAGGGCGGGAGGAGUGGAGGGGUGACAUGGAGUCAAGAGAGGAGCAGGGGGAGCAGAACGAGAAGGGAGAGCAAGGGACCUGGGGAGAAAGGGCUCCCCUCGGUGACCAGACGGACUGGGUGGCCCGCGGAGAGAAGGGGGAUCGAGGAGUGCGGGGAUCGAGGGGGGAGCGGGGCCCUUCAGGGGAGAGGGGGGAUCAUGGAGAGUGGGCUGAACGGAGCGCCAAGACAGAGAAGGGAGAACGGGGUGCCAAGGCUGAGAGGCUUCCUCGGGCUGACAAGAUGGAGCAGGGGGAUGGGGGUCCCCGGGGGGAUCGAGCCCUUCGACCUCCUAGGUUUUCAGAUCCGUCAGACCGAGGUUUGUGGGGGGCAGAGCAAGGUGAGUGGGUGGAGCGUGGCCCGCCCUGGUCUGGGGAGCCUGACCCCUUGUUGCCCCCUGAGGACUUUUUACCACCACCCGAGUGUCCUGUCUUUGAGCCCAGUUGGGCCGAAUUUAGUGACCCACUAGGUUACAUUGCCAAGAUCCGGCCCAUUGCAGAAAAGAGUGGCAUCUGCAAGAUCCGCCCUCCUGCUGAUUGGCAGCCUCCCUUUGCUGUAGAAGUGGAUAACUUCAGGUUUACUCCACGGAUACAGAGGCUUAAUGAGUUAGAGGCACAGACCAGGGUGAAGCUGAACUACUUGGACCAGAUUGCAAAAUUCUGGGAGAUCCAAGGCUCUGCACUGAAAAUCCCCAAUGUAGAGAGGCGAAUCCUUGAUUUGUACAGCCUGAGCAAAAUUGUGAUGGAAGAAGGUGGAUAUGAAGCCAUCUGCAAGGAUCGCCGGUGGGCAAGAGUAGCCCAGCGCCUUUCCUAUCCAUCAGGGAAGAACAUUGGCUCUCUUCUUCGCUCCCACUAUGAGCGCAUUAUCUACCCUUAUGAAAUGUACCAGUCUGGUGCCAACCUGGUGCAGUGCAAUACCCAUCCAUUUGACAAUGAGGAGAAAGACAAAGAGUAUAAGCCACACAGCAUCCCACUGCGUCAAUCAGUGCAGCCUUCCAAGUUCAACACCUAUGGCCGCCGAGCCAAGCGUCUGCAGCAGGAGGAAUCCGAAUCGUGCCCUGAACCUGCCAGCGCCCCAGCUCUGUUACCUGAGCGAGCGCCUCAAGCAUGGCCAGAGCCAACAGAAGAAGACAUUGAGAAGAAUCCAGAGUUGAAGAAACUACAGAUAUACGGUGCUGGUCCCAAAAUGCUGGGUCUGGGGCUUGUGGCUAAGGACAAGAACAUGCGCAAGAAAGACAAGGAGAUGCCUGAGUGCCCUCCAACAGUGAUAGUGAAAGAGGAGGCUCCUGCGCCAGAGACCAAGUUGGAGCCCACCUCACCCCGAGGCUAUGCAAAUGUGAAAGAGGAGCUGAGGCACAGUCCAGAACCUUGCACCAAGAUGACUAUGCGUCUCCGUCGCAACCACAAUACUCAGUUUAUUGAGUCUUACGUUUGUAGGAUAUGUACGCGGGGAGAUGAGGAUGACAAGCUGUUGUUAUGUGAUGGUUGUGAUGACAACUACCACAUCUUCUGUCUCUUGCCACCCUUGCCAGAGAUUCCAAAAGGUGUCUGGAGGUGCCCCAAAUGCGUCAUGGCGGAAUGCAAGCGCCCCCCAGAAGCUUUUGGUUUUGAGCAGGCCACCCGGGAAUACACACUACAGAGCUUUGGGGAGAUGGCAGAUUCCUUCAAGGCUGACUACUUCAAUAUGCCUGUGCACAUGGUUCCAACUGAGUUGGUGGAGAAAGAAUUCUGGCGGUUGGUGAACAGCAUUGAAGAGGAUGUGACAGUGGAGUACGGGGCUGACAUCCAUUCUAAGGAAUUUGGAAGUGGCUUCCCCAUCAAUGACGGCAAAAGGCAGCUCUCUCCAGAGGAAGAGGAGUAUGCAGCCAGUGGCUGGAACCUCAAUGUGAUGCCAGUGCUGAAGCAGUCGGUGCUAUGCCACAUCAACGCUGAUAUUUCAGGCAUGAAGGUACCGUGGCUCUAUGUGGGCAUGGUGUUUUCUGCCUUCUGCUGGCACAUCGAGGAUCACUGGAGCUACUCUAUUAACUACCUCCACUGGGGUGAGCCCAAGACCUGGUAUGGAGUGCCAUCCUUUGCAGCCGAGCAUCUGGAAGACGUCAUGAAGAAACUGACCCCAGAACUGUUUGAGAGCCAGCCAGACUUAUUGCACCAGUUGGUGACACUCAUGAAUCCCAACACACUUAUGGCUCAUGGGGUCCCGGUUGUCCGGACCAACCAGUGUGCUGGAGAGUUUGUCAUUACGUUCCCUAGAGCCUAUCACAGUGGUUUCAACCAGGGCUACAACUUUGCUGAAGCAGUCAACUUCUGCACUGCUGACUGGUUGCCGGCCGGUCGCCAGUGCAUUGAGCACUACCGGCGCCUGCGCCGAUACUGUGUCUUCUCGCACGAAGAGCUAAUUUGUAAGAUGGCUGCUUGCCCGGAGAGGCUGGACCUGAACUUGGCAGCCGCUGUGCAUAAGGAGAUGUUUAUCUUGGUGCAAGAGGAGCGCAAGCUGCGCAAAGCUCUCCUGGAUAAGGGUAUCACGGAGGCAGAGCGGGAGGCUUUUGAACUGCUUCCGGACGAUGAGCGCCAGUGUGACAAAUGCAAGACGACCUGCUUCCUUUCAGCUCUGGCUUGCUAUGAUUGUCCCGACUCUCUGGUCUGUCUCUACCACAUCAAUGAUCUCUGCAAGUGCCCCAGCAACAGGCAAUACCUCAGGUAUCGGUACACCCUGGAUGAGCUCCCAGCCAUGUUACACAAGUUGAAGGUCCGAGCAGAGUGCUUUGACACGUGGGCCAACAAAGUUCGAAUUGCACUGGAAGUGGAAGACGGGCGCAAGAGAACUUUGGAGGAAUUGCGUGCCCUGGAGUCAGAGGCCCGUGAGAGGAAAUUCCCUGAGAAUGAGUUGUUACAUCGGUUGAAGAAUUGCUUGAGUGAGGCAGAGAAGUGCGUCUCGGAAGCCCUGGGUCUCAUAAGCAGUCAAGAAACAGGAGAACCAUCAGUCCAUAUGACCGUGGAGGAGCUCUGUGCUUUCCUUGAGCAAAUGAGCAACCUGCCCUGUGUCAUGCAUCAGAUAAAAGAAGUCCAGGCUGUGCUGGAGAAGGUGAAAGCUUUCCAAGCUGAAGUUCAGGAGGCCCUGCAAGAUCUCCCCGGCAGCUCCCCAGAACUCCACAAACUGCUGGCUCGGGGGACACGGCUAGGGGUAGAGGUGCCUGAGAUGGAACUUUUGGAGAGGCAGGUGCAACAGGCUGUCUGGCUAGAGGAGGUCAAGCAGACACUGCGUUCUCCCCAGGAUAAGGUGACACUGUCUGUCAUGAGGGCGCUCAUCACCUCUGGCUGUGGAGUGGCCCCCAGCCCUGCUGUGGACAAGGCCAUGGCUGAGCUGCAAGAGCUGAUCACCAUCGCCCAGCGUUGGGAGGAGAAAGCCCAAAUGUGCCUGGAAGCAAGGCAGAAGCAUCCACCAGCUACUCUGGAGGCAAUCAUCAAAGAGGCAGAGAACAUCCCCGUGCACCUGCCCAAUAUCCUGUCACUCAAGGAGGCACUAUCUAAGGCCCAGGCUUGGAUUGCGGAUGUGGAGGAGAUCCAGAAUGGGGAUCAUUAUCCCUGCCUGGAUGACCUGGAGGGGCUUGUGGCUGUGGGUAGGGAUUUACCAGUGCAUCUGGAAGAGCUGCGUCACUUAGAGGUACAGGUAGCGACUGCACAUUCCUGGCGGGAAAAAGCCUCCAAGACCUUCCUCAAGAAGAACUCCUGCUACACAUUGCUUGAGGUGCUGUGCCCAUGUGCUGACACUGACUCAGACAGUGUCAAACGUACCAAGUGGCAGAGGGAAAAGGAGCCUGGCUUGUACAAAUCAGACACGGAGAGCCUGGGCCUCUCAGCACAAGACCUCAGGGACCCCGGCUCUGUUCAGAUCAUAGCUUUCAAGGAAGGUGAGCAGAAGGAGAAAGCAGGGAUCCUACGGCUGCGCCAGUCCAACACCCAGAAGCCAGUGCCCUCAGCACACAGUCCUCCAGGGAGUCAGUACUGCGUGUGUUCCCAGCCUCCAAGCUCUGCCAUGCUGCAGUGUGAACUCUGUCAGGACUGGUUCCACCCCACCUGUGUGGCUUGGCCCCGUUUGGGUAACCCCCGACCUUCUCCUGCAUGGUGGGAAUGGGAUGCCAAAUUCCUGUGCCCGCUUUGCCAGCGUUCUCGCCGGCCCCGCCUGGAGACAAUCCUGGCUUUGUUGGUGGCCCUCCAGAAACUUCCUGUGCGUCUCCCAGAGGGCGAAGCCCUGCAGUGCUUGACAGAGCGGGCCAUCACGUGGCAGGACCGGGCCCGUCAGCUCCUGGCUGCCUCAGAGGCAGUUGCUGCCUUGGAGCGACUGAAAGUGUUGCGGCAACGGCUGGUUGGGGACUCGACCAAGGAGGCAGGGGCACUCAAAGAGAGCAGCUGCAAUGAACAGACCAAGGUUUCCUUGGAGAAUGGGGACUCGGCAGCUCCAGAGAAGAACAGCACCUGUGCCUCAGACCUGGAGAUGCUCUGCUCUUACCUGCCACAGCUGCAAGGCCCUGUGCUGGAGUUGCCUGAUGCCAUUCGUCUGCCCCUAGAAGAGCUACUAAUGGAGGGCGACCUUCUGGAAGUGACACUAGAUGAGAGCCAGAGCAUUUGGCGCCUGCUACAGGCUGCGUGUGCCCCCCAGGUUGACAAGUUUCGCCAGCUGCUAGACCUGGAGCAGGCAGAGCGACGUGGCACCCGCGGGCGAGGCCGGGACUCGGAACGACGGCGGAAACGCAAGACGGAGCGUGGUGACUACCCCACCCUGCCCAAGGAGGAAUUAGAGCCAAAGAAGAUCCGGGGGGCAGACCCAGCACUGCCCCAGGGUGGGGCUCCCCCUGCAGCAGGCACAGAUUGCAGCCACAAUGGAGUUGGGCAGUUGUGACAAUAAGAAGAUGCCUGGAUUUCCUUUCCUGGACUAUACUGCACUGCAAGGGACUCUGGCAGCCCCCUGCCACCCUGUUGGUUUGACUAGCACUCUGGAUUGGGGGAGGUAGCCAGCCCCAGAAGCUGGGGUCUGCCACUCCCCUCCCUCACCAGGACUCAGCACUGGCCCUGCACCAAACUCUUUUCAGACGGUGUAAUAUUUCAUUUUCUUUGUCCUCCUUUUGUAUUAUUGAUACCUCAGAAGGGGGAGGCAUUGCAGGGGUCAGCGACGCGCAGGGGCCACCUGUUCCCUUUUGGCAGAAGCAGCAGAGAGCGCCGCCCUGCUGCUGUCAGGACUCGAGCUUUGCGGAGGCCUGUUCUGGGUGGGAGCAGCGUGUGCUGGGACUAGCCCAGGCUCAUCACCUCAGGCAGUGAGAGGAGUCAGGUGCCCUCUUGAAGGUCGUGCCCCACUCCUCGUACCAGCAUUCCCUAGAUGCAGGAGAGACGAUGCCUCCUGUUGGACAGAGGGGCAGCGCUCCCCAAACACCCCAUCCUCCUCUGGUACCUGGUGGGUUUUAUAGGAACUGGGGCAACCACUUUGUUCUUCGGGGAGGAGGAAAGGGCAAGGGAUCUCUUGUUCCACUCCAGCCUCUACUCCGCCCUCACCCUUCCCAACCCUGCAUCAUGGGCCCCAAGGCUGCCUCAGGCUCUGACACUAAAGUCUUUUGUCUUUCUCUUUUUAGUGUUUCUCCUUUAUUUUCUCCGGCAGAGGAGGGUGGGCUGUUGGGGGAUAGGGAGGGGUGUGUUAUUUUAUUGUAUUAUGAUUUUUUUAUUAUUAUUAAACUUUGGAGGUUAA
Molecule: messenger RNA, 6247 nt
Organism: Pogona vitticeps (central bearded dragon)
Lineage: Eukaryota; Metazoa; Chordata; Lepidosauria; Squamata; Agamidae
Gene: KDM5C
Product: lysine demethylase 5C
Biological process (GO): chromatin remodeling; regulation of DNA-templated transcription
Cellular component (GO): chromatin; nucleus
Molecular function (GO): histone H3K4me/H3K4me2/H3K4me3 demethylase activity; DNA binding
Source: RefSeq, a predicted model, not a curated record